Molecule: messenger RNA, 1718 nt
Organism: Aspergillus ruber CBS 135680
Lineage: Eukaryota; Fungi; Ascomycota; Eurotiomycetes; Eurotiales; Aspergillaceae
Product: NAD(P)/FAD-dependent oxidoreductase
Exons: 1
Coding region: 320-1540 (406 amino acids)
Cellular component (GO): cytoplasm
Molecular function (GO): oxidoreductase activity
Source: RefSeq, a predicted model, not a curated record
UCCGGAUCAAGCAUCAAAAGUUUGGUUAAAUUUAUUGUAUCUUGCAAUUACUUACAUGUGUGUUCGACAUCAUCGCAAUAUCCAACUCAUUGGUAUGGGGUUUAUCAAUCUAUCUGAUUGAUUAGGAAGCUUAUCACGACUGUGGCAAUGGCAGGAUACAGACUGUAGACAAGCUCUAGUGCGCGCAGUCUUCAUGGACGUGGACUUCGUUCACUAUAUAAACCCUCACAGAUAGCAAAAAAGCUCACUGUAACUUCAGUAUACACCAGCACAGUCAACAGAUUAAUCUUUUACCUGUCCAUUUCUUUUCCCAGGCAAAAUGUCAACCAGCGACUUCCACACCACACCUCUUCGCUCUCACUACGAUGUAGUGAUUGUCGGCGGUGCCACCAGUGGCUCUUCAAUUGCGUGGUACCUGAGCAUCAACCCUGACUUCAAGGGAUCAGUGCUUGUUGUUGAACGAGAUCCUUCUUUACAAUUUUCCGCCACCAAAGCUAGUAACAAUUGUAUACGGCAGCAAUUUGCAACCGCCAUCAAUGUCCAGAUCGCCCAAUAUGCGGCCGACUUUGUCAAACACUUCGGGGCUGAGUUUCCACCAGACGAAUGCGUGCCUAAUCCCCCGAUUCGUAACUUCGGAUAUCUCUACCUAUCCAAUUCGUCGAAAUUCACAGAGGUGCUGAAGGUGGACCAAACAUUGCAGGCCAGCUGCGGAGCAGGCACGCAGAUGCUAUCAAUGUCCGACAUCAAAGCAAAAUACCCGUUCUUCUACACCGAUGAUAUUGAUAGUGGGAGCCUCAAUCUUGUUGAUGAGGGUGCUUUUAAUGCCUUCGGCAUGGUGCAAUGGCUGCGCUGCGCAGCUCGCGACAACGGUGUCGAGUACAUCAGGAAUGAAGUCAUUGGUGUGAGUCUAGAUGGAAGUAAGGUGCGGAGUAUUAAGUUGCAAAGCGGGGGACAGAUCACUGUCGGCACUCUAGUCAAUGCCGCAGGUACUCGGGCUGCCAUGGUCUCUCGGCUGGCGGGCAUUGACCUGCCGAUAGAGGCCAGACGGCGUUACACUUACAUCUUCUCGAUUGAUGAGCCACUGCCUCAAGAUUUGCCCCUAACAAUUGAUCCGACAGGUGUCCAUCUUCGCUCAUAUGGUGCAAAGGACUACUUGGUCGGCUGUCCACCUAUCGGGCCAGAUACUGCCGUAGACGUGAAUGAUUUCAGCUUCGCGGAGGAUGCGUGGGGAGAGAAGAUCUUGCCGGUGAUCACUCGCCGGGUUCCUCAAUUUGCCAGUGCACGGGUGACGAAUUCCUGGAUAGGCCAUUAUGAGUUCAACACAUUUGACCAUAACGCAAUUGUUGGUCCGCACAACGAAAUCAGCAAUCUCCUUUUCUGUGUGGGCUUUUCUGGCCAUGGCAGUCAACAGGCACCGGCCUGCGGGCGUGGUGUUGCUGAGUUGAUUAUCUAUGGAAAAUUCCAGACACUUGACCUAAGUGUGCUUUCCUAUAAGAGGAUCAUGCAGAAUCGUCCUCUGAUGGAGCGAGCGGUUAUCUAAACACCUGUCGAAAGUGGUGGCGUUCAACUAGUUAUAUGUUAUAACUGCAAGAUGAGGAAUCGGAUGCCAUGUUUUCUUUUUUUGUUUUUUUUUUUUUGUUUUUUGGCAGCUAGGUAGAGACGUGCUUCUUAACAACGGUUAACGUGAUCAGAAAGCGAGUCGGCUAUGGAAACGAGCC